UUUGCAUCAAGGCCAGGAGAUUAAACGUGUGGGUUGGGAACUGGAGAGAGUGUGUUGUCUCGCUUGGGGCUCCUGAUGCCAGAGUUCUAGCUUUCAUCGCACUGGGUGAAAGAUUUCUCUUGGACGUUUCAUUCUCUGUGGCUACAGGCUCCAUGUUCAGAGAAGUUGUGCUGGUGCUCAGCUGCCUGCUGCAGAGGACACUCCUGACCACAGAGGGGCAUCGUGGGACCAACCCCCAUGUCUUCUAUGCAGUGCAAAUGGAUGGAGGCAUCAGAGCUGCCAGAGGUCUGGCCAAGCAGCACAAACUGGACUUUAUACAACAGAUUGGCAGCCUGGAUGCUCUGUAUACCCUGAGAGACAGCAGAGGGCGCCCUGACAGAGCCACCUUUGAAAAUGAGCUUUCAACUACAGCAGGGGUUCGCUGGGUGCAGAGGCAGUGCAGUCAUUACAGAGAGAAACGGAUUCCUGUGACAGGAAGGGACCACAGUACUGCUCACAGUUCCCAGAAGAGAGAGUCUGAAACUGACAGGCAGUCCAGGGAGAGUCAGAGUGACCAGUCCCUCACCUUCAAUGACCCACUGUGGCCCAUGCAGUGGGAACUGUUUUCACAGGGCAGGUACAACUCCAGUGGGUUGGACGUCAAUGUGAUGCCAGUUUGGAAAAACAACAUUACCGGUAAUGGAGUGGUGGUCAGCAUCAUUGAUGAUGGUAUUGAUCACACAAACAAGGACCUGAAGAAAAACUUUGAUGCCCUCGCCAGUUUUGACCUGUGUGCUUCGCAUGGGCUGUCUCAUGAUCCCAUGCCUGUCAGGAAUGAGGAGAAUAGUCACGGUACCCGAUGUGCAGGGGAAGUUGCCAUGGAGGCCAACAACUCCUACUGCGGUGUGGGCAUAGCCUUCAAUGCCAGGAUCGGAGGUAUCCGCUUGUUGGCCGGCGCUGUCACUGAUGCCAUGGAGGCCACAUCUCUGACCUUCAACAUCCACUUCAUCGACAUCUAUGUCUGCAGUUGGGGCCCGCGGGACGACGGGGCCGAGAUGGACGGGCCGCGCGGCCUGACACAGAAAGCCCUUUGGCUGGGAACCCACAAGGGCAGAGGUGGGAAGGGCAGCAUCUUUGUGUGGGCGGCAGGUAAUGGUGGAGGGAUGCGUGACCACUGCGGUGCAGACGGUUAUGUUAACUCCAUCUACAACAUUGCCAUCGGCGCUGUCUCUCAUAUGGGGAAGCCCACCUACUACGGUGAGCCCUGCCCGGGUGUGAUGGCCGUCACUCUGACAGGGGCCAGCAUGGGAGCCUCACGACCUCUGGUCACUGUGACCAACAUGGGGGAUGGCUGUGUCACACACUUUCCAGGAACAUCCAGUGCUGCUCCGAUCGCUGCUGGGAUUCUGGCUUUAGUCCUAGAAGUAAAUCCCGCGCUGACAUGGAGGGAUGUUCAGCAUCUGAUCGCCAAGACAGCAAAGAUCCCCGACCCCGAAGUGCCUGGGUGGAACAUCAACGCAGAAGGAUACCAUGUUCAUCAUAGGUUUGGCUUCGGAUUGUUGGAUGCAGGAUUGAUGGUGAAGCAUGCUGCAUAUUUUAACACUGUUGCUCCACAGAGGACAUGCACGCAAAAAGUCCCACUCCAUCCUUCCAGGGUCCUCAGUCCAAACGGUGAGGUAACAAUGAACAUCCAAUCAGAGGCCUGCCAUGGGAGGACCAAUGAGAUCAACACACUGGAGCACGUUCAGGUGACAGUGAGCAUCAGCAGCGUGUGUCGUGGUGACCUGUCUAUAAGCCUGCAGUCUCCAGCUGGCACUCUGUCGCUGCUAUUGGACGCACGGCCCAAUGACUCCUCCACCUCUGGCCUGAAAAACUGGACUCUGAUGACCGUGCACUGCUGGGGGGAGCAUCCACAAGGAGUCUGGACCCUCAAGGUGGCUGACCACAAAGGCACAGCGUGGAAAUGUCAGAGGCCAAAAGAAGAGGAGGCAGCAGGAGCAGUGCUGAGUGUUACACUCAUCCUCUACGGCACCUACCUCCCACAUAGGAGCAUGCACGAGGGCCCCCUGCAGAGCAUUGUGUCCAUGGGGUUGCAUCAUCCAGUCCCGACAAGCAGCCACCUUCCUCUGGACCUGAUUGGAUGGAUCUACAACAUGGAGAGAGACAGGAAGGUUCACGCUUCCGACAUCACCGUCCCAGACAGACACGAGAAGUCGAAGACCCCUGGAGACUUUGCACCACAAGACAAGACCCUUGUGAAGCCCUUAUCAUCCAGUAUGGCUUUCCAGUUAUUUCAGGCAGAUGUCAAACAGAGGUCCUUAACGGAGUCUGGACCUUUCGCCUUGAAGAAGCCUCGUGAGGCAAAGACCAGCAGGGAUAAUGAAGACAGAAAGAGACGGUCCUUACCUUCACAGCCUCUGCCUGGUGACGUCAUGGAUGUGAAGGAGGUUUAACAGUCAGACUCUCCAGAUCCAUGAGGUGGAGCAACUCUGAGCAGAAAAAAAACAGGAACCAAAGAAACAAAUAUGAGCUACAGUUAAAUAAUGACGGUUAAAUUCCACAGAGCAGCAAGCCAAUUGAUCAUGAAUCAAUUCCAUGUCCAGUAAGUCGACUGUGUGGCCUCGGUGUUGGCACACAUUAUUUAUUGUGGAUUUCUAGCUUGGCUUUAAAUCCCAAUCAGUCUCCCAGCAACAGAAACACACACAAUCGUGUAAAUCCCUCCCCAAAACAAAUCAUUUCAGGAGUAGGUUUCUGCUCUCGUCUCCUCUCCUCGUUUGCUUUCAGAGGUUGCAAAGGUUAGUGAAAGAUAUGUUUGUCUUUUUCCACUUCAUUGAAGGGUAAAUUCGGCUCAGUGCAAUAAGAAAUGGAUUACCCAUUCAUUAAAGGGGCUGUGUCACUCCUCAUUGAGUUGGACAAAUAGCAAAUUAAUUUCUAGCCGCCUAAUUUCUCUCUGUUCUCCACUGAAUUUCCGAUAACGUCGAAUUACUGAUCACAGCCAUGUGAGCUCCCUCAACUUUUUAUCAAUUCAUUAAAAAUGUGCCACAGUGGAAAUUCUC
Notolabrus celidotus (New Zealand spotty) is the source of this 3035-nucleotide messenger RNA. RefSeq names its product furin-like protease kpc-1. Gene Ontology annotation, cellular component: trans-Golgi network; Golgi membrane. The transcript has 20 exons. Gene Ontology annotation, biological process: peptide hormone processing. Gene Ontology annotation, molecular function: serine-type endopeptidase activity. The coding region runs from base 153 to 2432 and encodes 759 amino acids. NCBI's taxonomy places the organism in Eukaryota, Metazoa, Chordata, Actinopteri, Labriformes, Labridae. The record is from RefSeq and is a predicted model, not a curated record.